This is a messenger RNA of Atta colombica, 1539 nucleotides long. RefSeq names its product venom serine protease-like. Bases 61 to 1215 code for a protein of 384 amino acids. Gene Ontology annotation, molecular function: serine-type endopeptidase activity. The transcript has 8 exons. The record is from RefSeq and is a predicted model, not a curated record. Gene Ontology annotation, biological process: proteolysis. Lineage: Eukaryota; Metazoa; Arthropoda; Insecta; Hymenoptera; Formicidae.
GCAAGUCACUAUAUUGAUUUACGAAAGUUACUACGAAGUUGUUACGAUAAAUUAGUCCUGAUGAUGGAGUUUUGUUGGAAGUUCUAUGAAAAUAUAAAAGAAGUCAAGGUUUUAUUGGGUUUGAUGCUAUCUCUUUUGGUGCUAAAUGGAGUUGAACCUAAUUGUUACAAAAUUUUGGAUUUAAAAGAGGGACAAACACUUUAUUUACAAAAUGAUAACUAUCCGAAUUAUGGAGGUGAAAACAUUUGCACUUGGAAAAUUCACAGCUCUGUUAUUAUUAAAGCAACGUGUUAUAUUGAUCUAAAUGAUGACUGUAAUGAAAAUAUAUUUCUUUUUGAUGAUGGAAAUUCUACAUCUUAUACCACAUGUGGUCAAGAUACAAUUACCUUCGAAGGAUUUAAUUCAACUAUUACUAUAAUAUUUGCCUCAGCAUUUAAUCAAGGUCGAUUUAUAUGUGAAAUUAAAAGUAAUACCUGUCAGUGUGGUAAAAAAAAAGUGACUAGAAUAGUAGGCGGUGAGGAAACCGAAAUAAAUGAAUUUCCUUGGAUGACUGGGAUUGUGGAUCUUAAUACAAAUAUAUUAUUUUGCGGUGCUACUAUAAUAUAUGAUCGAUAUAUACUAACAGCAGCCCAUUGCCUGUACGAAAAAAACAUUAAUGAGAUUGUCGCAGUUGUUGGCGAACAUGAUGUAAGCACAGGUAGUGAUACCAACGCAACCAAGAUAUAUGAGCUAUCCGAAUGUGUAAUUCAUCCUGAAUACGAUUUUACGAAAGAUGCUUAUAAUGAUAUAGCUAUUUGUGAGACUGUUGAAAGAAUCAAAUAUAGCCCUGAGGUUGGUCCAGUCUGCUUACCAUUUAAACAUAAAUACGAUUCGUUCACUAAUGAUAUCGUCACUGCGUUGGGCUGGGGUUUAAAUGAAUAUGGCGGCUCUAAAUCCGAUACGCUCCAAAAAGUAGAUUUAAAAGUAAUAAAAUGCUUAAUUAAUAAUACAAACAUAAUAUGUACUUUUACUCCAGAAAAGGAUACAUGUCAGAUGGAUAGUGGUGGACCUAUUUUAUGGAAUGAUCCUAUCACAAAUCGUAUAAUAUUGGUUGGUAUUAUAUCUGCUGGUGAAGGCUGUGCUUCAAAUAAACCUUCUUUAAACAUGCGUGUAAGUGCUUUUAUCGACUGGAUAGUAUCUAUAACUCCAGACGCACAAUAUUGCCAAGUUGAAUGAGCUUGCAUGGUUAAUAAAAAGAACCGUUUUAGAAGAUUAUGAAUCUAUGCUGACGCUUUAUUAUAUGUAUUUACUAUUAUAUACUUUUAAAAAUAUAUAUUGUAAUUAUAUCUGCUAAUAUACAUUGAUAUAUACCUAUAUAAAUAUAUGUGUCAUGUAUAUGUGUCAUGUAUAUAUACAUCGUGUACUCGCGCGCACACAUAUAUACAUACACACACCUGUGCGUAAAAUAUGUAUAAUGUAGAUGUAUAAAAUUUUAAUGAUGUAUUUUCAAUAUUCUAUUGUAUCUACUUUAACAUACAAAUAUUACAAACUUGAGCAUAA